Molecule: messenger RNA, 390 nt
Organism: Cercopithifilaria johnstoni
Lineage: Eukaryota; Metazoa; Nematoda; Chromadorea; Rhabditida; Onchocercidae
Source: the annotation of a GenBank genome assembly
AUGGAAGGCUUCAUGGAUGCAAGGUGUGGCGAGUGUUCUGAAGCUGUUAAUAACUGUGGUUUCAUCGCUAAUAAUCGUUUAUGGCACUGUGAUCAUUUCCGUUGCUCGCGUUGUAAAGCAAAUAUAACACGUGAGUAUUACGUAGAUAAUGGUAACGCUGUGUGUGUUAUAUGUACACUUAUACGACCAACGCCUUGUCAUAAGUGUGGUUAUACUAUAAAUGAAACAUAUCUGGAAGCUAUGGGAUAUUGUUGGCAUCAAAAGUGUUUUCUUUGUUAUGGAUGUAAAAAACCUUUUCCAAGUGCAAAGUAUUGGCUACUGAAUGGACAUCCUUAUGACAAUGAUUGCUAUUGGGGCGCAAGACUUGAUGCACAAUAUUUUGUAAAAUAA